Drosophila arizonae is the source of this 1514-nucleotide messenger RNA. Its product is annotated as cofilin/actin-depolymerizing factor homolog. NCBI's taxonomy places the organism in Eukaryota, Metazoa, Arthropoda, Insecta, Diptera, Drosophilidae. Gene Ontology annotation, biological process: actin filament depolymerization. Gene Ontology annotation, cellular component: actin cytoskeleton. Gene Ontology annotation, molecular function: actin binding. The record is from RefSeq and is a predicted model, not a curated record.
AGGCUAGGCGUCGAGAUUUCAUGGAAUAUUGAAUAAGCAAACAAAUUUCAAGCAAAGCUAUACAUAUUUCUUCAGUACAUUCAAAACGGCAAUAUUCCGAGCAGCAACAGAAGACCUCACCAUGGCAUCGGGCAUCGAGGUCUCCACGGAGUGCAAGAGCAUUUUCGAAGAGAUACGCAAGCUGAAGCAGCAUCGCUAUGUGAUCUAUGCCAUCAAGCAGGAGCGCGAGAUCAUCGUGGAUGUGGUUGGACGUCGCAAUGCUAGCUACGAUGAUUUCCUCAACGAUUUGCGCAAGGGCGGACCGGAGGAGUGCCGUUAUGCGGUCUACGAUUAUGCCUAUCAUCACCAGUGCCAGGGCGCCUCGUCGACCUGCCUGAAGGAGAAGCUCUUCCUGAUGCUCUGGUGUCCCAUGCAAGCCAAGAUCAAGGACAAGAUGCUCUACUCCAGCUCGUUUGCUGCACUCAAGAAGGAGUUCAAUGGCGUCCAGAAGUAUAUUCAGGCCACCGAAUUGGAUGAGGCAUGUCGCGAGUGCGUUGAGGAGCAGCUGCGCAUGCUAGACCGCAACUAAAUUGAGUAACGCAUAUAACAAGGACAACAACAACACCAAUGACCACUACUACCACUACUACUACUACUUAUACUCAUACUAACACUAAGACUAACACCAACACUAACACUGAUGCUACAUUACAGCAUAAUAGCAGCAAGCACUAGAAAAAGCGAAAAACAAUAACAAAAACAAAAGCAAAAAGAAAAGCAAAAGCAAAAACAAAACACAUUGUAAAACCCAUUAGCUGGCAGCCAAAUUGUCUCUUAAAUUGUUGAGUUGCAUAUUAAGCAUAAUUGGCUUUAAUCUUAUCAUUAUUUCCGUUACAAACACACACACACACAUACACAUACACAUAGACAAUUCAAGCAAGACAACGCCAUCUUUAACAUCUGGAUAUCGAAAUCUGUUGAGCUAUAUAGGCUCCACAUGGCGCCACAUUUGCAACUGGCUCCACUUGGUGGCAAUUUGAUUAGAUUUUGCAGCUUCUAAUGAGCCCAUUUAACAUUUGGCUGGGCGCGGCCACGCCACGCGGCAUCAGUUUGCAGCGUCAACUGUAAUUUAUUGCGGCACCACCCUCAACUGACGAGACUCCAUCCCCUACUCGAUACGACGCCACCCCCAUCAGUCUGGGCUAAAAAUAAUACGAAGACGACAAAACUUUUACCAUUGAGGCUUUUUAUCUCAUUCCUAAAUCAUGACCGAGUUGAGAUUCACAACCAGCCGCCUUCAGUCUUCAGCCGCCUGCAGCUUCCAUCCAGCUUCCAGUCUUCAAUCACCAGCCUUUCCAUUUCAUUUGGCAGAGCAUUUGGAAUUAAUCAAGCCGGGAAUGAGCACGUCGCCUGCUUAAAUUAAGAACACAGCAAAAUACAAGAGAAUUUCUUACAUUCCGAGUGCAAUAAGCCCAAUAGUUCGAGACUCGGCGACCGGCUAAUGGCGAGGCAAGCCAGCGUCAAAUGCAAAUAAA